AUGAGCACAAUGGUGGAGAACCGCAGCACCAUCGCCUUCUUCGGGACCUUCAGGCCAGCGGUGGCGCUGGACCUCUUCUCAUGCCCAGUGAACCCGACGACAACGUCUGCGCCGGACGAGCAGCGCCUCACCGACGGUAAGUCGUACAACCAGAACGGCCAGGCCAUCACGCCGGCGGCUCUCAAGGAGCUCCUGGCCAAGAACAGCCCCGCGCUGGCCGGCGUUGCCACUCCGGAUGACGUGGACAAGGGCCGUGUCACCGGCAUCGUCUUUGUCUCCGAGAGGGACAACGGCCUGGAGACGCUCCAUGUGGCCCUGCGCGCCGCAGGCAAGACCACGGUGGUGUCGCUGGCCGACAUCUACGGCACCGACACCUUCGGCGGGGUCCGAAUGGAGGACAGCGGCUGCUUGGCCGGUGGCUUCCAGGUGGGCGGUCGCACCGUCGGGCACUCGCUGGUGUACGUGUCCACCAAGGAGCCGGCGGCAGCACGGCGCACUCCGUGGACCGUGGUGUACAAGACCAACCUUGCCGAUGGCAGGACGGAGCGCCUCACUCCGCCGGAUCAAUACGACCUGAACCCGGCCGUGUCGCCGUCCGGGAAGAGGGUGGCGGUGGCCAAUUUCCGGUUCAACCAGUGGACCGGCGAGAUCGGCCGCCUCAAGACCGAUAUCGUGGUGAUGAACGUGGACCGGCAGGCGCAGGGUGGGCUUGGGCGCAGCGUCCUCAUCAAGGACGGCGGGUGGCCGACGUGGGGCAGCGACACUGUCAUCUUCUUCCACCGAGGGGUGGAUAGCAUAGACACAGUCAGUGGGAGGACCAAUACUGACUGGGGUGUGUACCGGUACGACCUCACCGCCAAGCAGGACAAGAACAACCCCUUCAAGGUGACCCCUGACGGCAUCCAAGCCAUGACUCCGGCGGCCAUCAGCGAGACCAAGGUGGCGGCGGCCGUCACCCGGGAGGGCACCCGGAUAGCUAUAGCGGUCGUGGAUCGCGAUAAAAAGGAACAGUACCGUCACAUCGAGAUCUAUGAGGUCGGCAAGCCUGCCAGCCCGGUGAUAAUCACCCAUAGGACGGGCACGGUGCCCGAGGGGCUGGCAGACCACUACAGCCCGUUCGUGCUCGACGGCGGCAGCCGUAUCGGUUUCCACCGCCAGCUAACCAAGAAGGAGAAUACUACCGCUCAGAAGAACUUCAGCAAGCUGCAGAGCCCGGCGACGCACAAGGACGUCGGGAUCUACCGGAUGGCCGGCGUGUUCCCAAGCAUCCACAUGGCGGGCACCAAGAUCACCUACGUGGACAACGAGUUCAAAACCGUGUGGGUCGCCGACGAUGGACACGAGCCGCAAGAAGCCCAUACGGACAGGAGCAACAACAACAUCUUGUCCACAACGUGGAACCAAGGCAAGGACGAGGAAACGGGCAAGUUAAAGGACAUCGUCUACUUCUGCGUGGGCACGGCCUUCGGCACCGGCCCAAUACAGAUCUAUGCUCUCGAAGACGCCUCCAAUCCCUCACACAAUGAACGGACCAUGAGGCGCCUCACCAAGGGCAAUUUCAACAACGCCUUCCCCUCGAGCAACCGGGAUGGGAGCAAGUUCGUGUUCCGGUCGACGCGCGACAGAUCCGGUAAGCUGGAGGACGCCAAGUACAAGAACCUCUACAUCAUGGAGGACGCGGUAUACGGGGAGUGGAGUGAAGAUGAAGAAGGCACGGCAGUGAGGCAGCUCACUAACGGGCCCUGGAUCGACAGUCACUGCACCUGGUCGCCCACUGAUGAUUGGAUCGUCUUCUCCUCCUCCCGCGACAGGGCGGCUGGCGCGCCAGAGAGGGACAUCCUCGACGCCGGCUGCUUCUCCAUCUUUCUCGUCAAAGCCACCGACCCCAGUGUGUUGGUGCGGGUCAUGCACAGCGCCGACUCCCUGGCCGGCCAUGUCUGCCACCCCGUCUUCAGCCCCUUCAAGGACAGCAUCGUCAUCACCUCCGACGUCGCCGGCGUCUCGGCCGACCCGGUCUCUCUGCCCAUCUUCAUCCACUCCGUCAGGCCCUACGGCGACAUCUUCACCAUCAAACUCCGAGACAAGAAGGACAUCAUGAAGAACAAGGACAUCAUGGAGUUCGACCGCAUCACACACACCCGCUACGAGUACUCCACGCCCACCUGGACGACCUAUUUGGGUGACGACCCCAACAACAAGUGGAAAACGGCCGGUAGCGGUGCAGCGGAGUGCCCCGCCGGGAGGUGCUAG
Molecule: messenger RNA, 2250 nt
Organism: Triticum turgidum subsp. durum (durum wheat)
Lineage: Eukaryota; Viridiplantae; Streptophyta; Magnoliopsida; Poales; Poaceae
Source: the annotation of a GenBank genome assembly